AUGCAACAACUUAAAUCCCGCUUUUCGCAAGCGGUUGCCCUGCCCGCGUCUGAAACGGAGCAGAUUGCCGUCUAUCUAUCCGGGCGCGGCGUGGCAACAGCGUUUGGCAGUAUUAAUGGCCAGAUGUCGGUUGCCCUGCGCGCAGAUCCGAUUAACCAGUUGAGUGACAUCCACACAAUGCUUGCACAGCAGAUAGCAUCGCUGGAAUUGCAGCUCAGUCCUGCCCGCAAGCGGGUCAAUCUUGUGUUGGCACCGGAGCUGUACAACGUUUCAUUGAUCGAUCGACCCGAGGUGGACGAUGCCGAGCUGAAAGACGCCGUUCGUUGGGCCAUUCAGGAGCAGGUCGACUAUCCGGUUGAAACCGCAACGCUGGAUGUUUUUGAGCUGCCACGAAGCGCGUCCCGCGAACGGCCCAUGGUUUUUGUGGUGUCGUUGAAGACUGAAUUGUUAAAGACUUUGCGAUCCCAGGUGCAGGCUGCUGGUUUGCAACUGGCCAGCAUCGAUGCCUCAGAGCUGUGUUUGAGAAACCUUGCCUGGCAAUGCUUCCCCCAUGCGGAUCAGAGCAUUGCGAUGUUGCGCCUCACCAGUAACAGCGGCCUGGUGAAUAUCUCUCGCGGCGACGAACUGUAUCUGGCGAGGCGGGUUUCCGGCCUGCCGGAUGAAUUUUCUGAACCAAAGUGGGCAGAUUUUCGCGAACGUAUGGUGUUACAGGUCCAACGUUCAAUUGACUAUUACGAAAGCGCCAUGAAUCAGCCCCACUGCAACAUGCUGGUGGUCGCCUGUACCCACGACUGGUCGGAGCGGGUCACCGAGUAUCUGACCGAAAUGUUACCGAUUCCAGUGCGCUCCAUAGCCGAGGUGUUGGCGGGGGAAAUGGCUCUGCAGUUGCACAAUCCCGAUGUCCAGACAAUAGAUUGGCAUGCCCUGCAGCCAGCGCAGGCAAACGCCAUCGCCGCCGGAUUACCGGCUCUGGGGGGUGUUUUGCGUCAUCACAUUGCUCAGAAUGUUGAGCAGGUGGCUCUGGCUUGGGUUGGCUUUACCGUGUUUCUGGUGUUGAUCAGCAUCUGGCAAAGCGCAUCUUUGUGGUGGUUGCAGGAUGAAGAGAUGGUCACCCGGGCUGAAGUUGAACGGGUCCGCGAGGCGAAUUCGUUACACCGUGCAAAUACCGUCUCGCCACUUGCUUUAGAAGCGCAGGUUGCUGAACUGCUGAUGCAGCAGGAGCAACAGGCAUUGUUAGUUGCUUUGUUGCGACAACAGCAGAGUUUGAGUUUUUCACCGUACCUGGCUGCGCUCGGCGAAGCGCGUGUAGAUAACCUCUGGCUGAGUGAAAUUUCUAUCUCUCACGGUGUUAAGCGUGAAAUAAAUUUGAAAGGCGCGACUUCAGAUGCCGCGCUGGUCCCGGUCAUGUUGCGCAAUCUGUCGGAACAGGAGCAGUUUCGCGGGCAACGUUUCAAACAUGUAGAGAUCACCACACUGCCGGGCAAGUCCCUGUCUGAAUUUGUCAUUGUCAGUCCCGAUGGCUGCAGCUUGCGCGAGCGUCUUCUGAUCAGCGUGACUUUAUUUACUUUUACCGGCGGCUUGUGGUUCACCCUGCUUGGCGGCGUGGUUGUCGACAAGAAAGUGGAUGUGGUCAAAAGCAUCGAUCGCCUGACCCGUGAUAUGCAGGCCCAGACGGCAGAGCAGAUUCGUUUGCUGGCGGAGGAUAAAAGGCCGGCGAAAAUUGCGCUGAAACACAAGCAGGAUCAGUUGCAGGGCGUGAUUGUUGAACAGCAGGCGGAGCUGGACGGAUUGCUGGACCGGUUUAUUGCGCCGGAGCAGGUGCCGGAUCUGUUGGAAGAUGUAUUAGAUGGUUUUGCAGACCUUCAGCUGGUCCGACUGGCCAGCCGACCAUCUGAGCCGGUGGUGCUGCAAGCGGCUUCCCAUAAGGCCGAUGCUGGUGAAAAUGCAGACGCUAUACCGCCGCCGCAGGUGACCAUCUAUCGGCAUCCCGUAGAAAUUGAAUUUGUUGGUGGGUACAUGGAUGUGCUUGCCUAUCUAAAUGCGCUGGAGGCUGCCGAAUGGCAAUUUUCCUGGCGACGAUUCGACUAUGUCGUGGAGGAGUAUCCGAAUGCCCAGGUGCGCAUUGAAUUAGAAACUCUUAGCCGCGAAAAGGAGUGGUUAGGUGUAUAG
Symbiodinium pilosum is the source of this 2169-nucleotide messenger RNA. Lineage: Eukaryota; Dinophyceae; Suessiales; Symbiodiniaceae. The record is from the annotation of a GenBank genome assembly.